Messenger RNA from Spirodela intermedia, 3806 nucleotides. NCBI's taxonomy places the organism in Eukaryota, Viridiplantae, Streptophyta, Magnoliopsida, Alismatales, Araceae. The record is from the annotation of a GenBank genome assembly.
AUGGGGUCUCUGGGAUUCAGGAGGGGUGAAUCGGUGGUCACCCAGGUCAGCGUCGGAGGAUUCGACGAGAAGGUCUCUGCCAUGGAGCUGGCGGAGUUUCUGGAGCACGAGGUGGGCCUCGUAUGGCGGUGCCGGCUGAAGACUCUCGCCACCCCGCCGGAGUCCUACCCCGACUUCAGCAGCGCCGCCAUCGCUGACACCGGCACCGCCGCCGCCCUGUGGAAGGAGGACUACGAGAAGGUGGCGCCGCACGCCUUCGUGCACUUCGUCGUCUCCGACGGCGCCGCCAGGGCCAUCAGAGUCGCCGACGAGAGGGGGCUGGUGCUCAACGGCCGUAGCCUCAUGGUCAGGUCCGUCGCCGACAGCGGCCUACUGUUUCGCCGCCGGCGGACGGCGGACCCCUUCAAGUUCCCCGCCGCCGGCCUGAAAAUGGGGACCCUCGCCGGCACCCACGAGCUCUGGUUCGCCUGGGAGGGCCCUGACUCCGGCGUUGACUUCGUGGUUGACCCCUUCGACGCCCGCUGCCGGCUGCUUUUCCCCAAGGACGUCGUAUUCUCUCUCAAGGGGAAGAGAGAGAAAGCCAUGCUCAGGUGCGACCUGAAGCUGGAGUUCUCAGUGAGGGAGAUGGAGGAGGUCAGAUUCUACAGCGACUCCUCCUCCAUCGUCGUCUUCCUCCGGCUGGCCUGCUCCCCGUUGGUUUUUUACAGGACGGCCGACGAUGACGUGUUCUGCUCGGAGCCGGUGAACCUGCUGGACGACGACGACCCCUGGAUCAGGACGACGGACUUCACCCUCGGUGGCGCCGCCGGUCGCUGCGGCUGCUACAGGCUUUCUUUCUCCCCUCGCUACGGGGCGAAGCUGAAGAAGGCGGCGGCAUACCUGACGGAGCAGGGGGUCACCGUGCGUGACCUCGACUGGCAGCUCGCCGUCAGGCGAGAACCCUCCUCCGUCGGCUCUGCCGCCCCCUCGUCGGAACUCUUUUUCUCGGUCCCGCCGGUCGCCGGCGUGGGCUUCGGGAUCAUGUUCCUGGUGAACGCUCUGGUUCACAAGGGCAUCCUGAACCAGCACCGGCUGUCGGAGGAUUUCUUCGCCCUGCUGAGGACCGACGACGACGACGACGGCGCCGCGGCCGCCCUGACGGAGGCGGCUCUGAAGCGGCUCUGCUCGUCGAAGCAGCCGGUGUUCGACUCCGCCGAGAGGCUGAAGCUCGUUCGGGACUGGCUACGGAGGAACCCCAAGCUCCGCCGGAGCCCCCAGGGCGCCGGGGAGACCGUCGAGAUGAGGCGGCUGGUCAUCACUCCGACGAGGGCCUACUGCCUCCCGCCGGAGCUGGAGCUCUCCAACCGGGUCCUCCGCCAUUACAGCGCCGUCGCCGACAGGUUCCUGCGGGUGACCUUCACGGACGAGGGAAUGCGGCGGCUGAGCAGUGGCGUGCUCACCUACUACCCGGCCGCCAUUGUCGGCGACCUCACCAGGAAGUUCUCCCCCCAGAAGACGGCCAUCUUCAAGAGGUUGAGGACGAUCCUCACCGAGGGUUUCAGCAUCUGUGGGAGGACGUACAGCUUCCUGGCCUUCUCCUCCAACCAGCUGAGAGACAGAUCAGCCUGGUUCUUCGCCGGCGACGGCGAGCACAGCGUCCUCUCCAUCAGGUCCUGGAUGGGCAGGUUCCCCGACCGGAACGUCGCCAAGUUCGCCGCCAGGAUGGGCCAGUGCUUCUCCUCCACCUACGCCACCGUCGCCGUUCCGCCGGCGGAGGUUGACCCCUGCUUCGAGGAGAUCGAGGGUAACGGCUACGUCUUCUCCGACGGCAUCGGCAAGGUCUCCCCGGAGCUCGCCAUGGAGGUCGCCCAGAAGCUCCAGCUCGCCGAAGAUCCCCCCUCCGCCUACCAGAUCAGAUACGGCGGCUGCAAGGGCGUCAUCGCCGUUUGGCCGGCCGGCGGCGCCGCCGGUGAGUACCGUCUCUCCCUGCGGCCGAGCAUGAGGAAGUUCGAGUCCUCCCACGCCGUCAUCGAGGUCGCCUCCUGGACUAAGUUCCAGCCGGGCUUCCUCAACAGGGAGAUCGUCACCCUCCUCUCCUGCCUCGGCGUCACAGACCAGGUCUUCGACGAGAUGCAGGCGGCGAUGGUCCGCCGCCUGGACGAGAUGCUGGUGGACCCGGCGGCAGCGAUGGAGCUCCUCACCUCCUCCAGCGGCGAGCAGGGGACCCUUGCGGCGGUUAUGCUCGGAGCGGGUUUCAGACCGCAAACGGAGCCCCAUCUGAAGGCGAUGCUCUCCUGCGUCCGCUCGGCGCAGCUGCGGGACCUCUUGAGGAAGACGAGGAUCUUCGUGCCCCGCGGGCGGUGGCUGAUGGGCUGCCUCGACGAGCUCGGCGUGCUCGAGCACGGCCAGUGCUUCAUCCAGUCGUCAUCCCCUUCCCUGGAGAAGUUCUUCUCCAGGCACGGCCGGCGGUUCUCCGGUGCCGCCGCCGCCGCCCCCCGGAGGGUGAUCACCGGCACCGUCGCCGUCGCCAAGAACCCGUGCCUCCACCCGGGAGACAUCAGGGUUUUGGAGGCCGUGGACGCCCCCGGCCUGCGGCACCUCGUGGACUGCCUGGUCUUCCCGCAGAAGGGCGAGCGGCCGCACUGCAACGAGGCCUCCGGCAGCGACCUCGAUGGCGACCUCUACUUCGUCACCUGGGACAAUGACCUUGUCCCCCCCGCUCGCCGGAGUUGGUCCCCCAUGGACUACACCCCCGCCAAGGUCAAGAUACACCCCUGCAAGGUCUCCUCACAGGUAAGCAGCUCCUCCCCCUUAUAGGGUUUCUUCUUCUUCCUCUUCUUCCUCUUCUUCCUCUUCUUCUAGGGUUUUCUGCAACUCUGCUGUUGUCGCAGGACAUCGUGGACUUCUUCCUGAAGAGCAUGGUAAACGAGAACCUGGGGCAGAUCUGCCACGCCCACGUGGUGCACGCCGACCGGAGCCCCGUCGGCGCCAUGGACGAGAAGUGCCUCCAGCUAGCGGAGCUGGCGGCGCAGGCCGUUGACUUCCCCAAGACAGGCAAGGUCGUCACCAUGCCCCGGGAGCUCCGCCCCAAGCUCUACCCGGACUUCAUGGAGAAGCCCCACCACCUCUCCUACUGCUCCGAGAAGAUUCUCGGCAUUCUCUACCGCAAGAUGCGCAGCUUCCUAGACCGAGAAGACAAUCCUUCGUCGCUCGCCGGAGAAGAAGGCGGCGCCGCCACCGCCGCUGCCAUGCCGACCUACGACGGCGACCUCGCCGUGGAUGGCGCGGCGGCGCUGCUGCCGGAGGCGUGGAGCGCCAAGCGCAGCUACGACGCUCAGCUGAACGCCCUGCUGGGGCAGUACGGCGUGGCCCAUGAGGGGGAGCUCGCCACCGGCCACAUCUGGUCGCUGCCGAGGGCUGCCGACAACCGCAGGGAGAGGGAGUCCAAGGAGCGCCUCAAGAGCGCCUACUCCGAGCUCCGGCGAGAAUUCCGGCGGGUCUUCGAGGAUCUCGGCAGUGCCGCUGCCGCCGCCGCCGCCGCCGCCGCCGAGGUUGCCGGAGCCGGAGAGGACGACGCCGGCCGACUGUACGAGGUCAAGGCCUCGGCGUGGUACCAGGUGGCCUACCACCCCGAAUGGGUCGAGAAGGCCCGCCAGAUGAGGGAACCCGGCGCCGCAGCCGCGCUCAGGCUCAGCUUCCCGUGGAUCGCCGCCGACUACCUCGCCCGGAUAAAGGUCAGGCGCCGCCGGGAUAGAGGGGAGCUCGACGGGAACCAGACGGAGAAGCCGGUGGACGCCCUCGCGGCAUAUCUCCGCGACAAGCUCUGA